This is a messenger RNA of Orcinus orca (killer whale), 5715 nucleotides long. It is a transcript of the gene KRIT1, whose product is annotated as KRIT1 ankyrin repeat containing. NCBI's taxonomy places the organism in Eukaryota, Metazoa, Chordata, Mammalia, Artiodactyla, Delphinidae. Gene Ontology annotation, cellular component: plasma membrane; cytoskeleton. Gene Ontology annotation, biological process: negative regulation of angiogenesis; cell redox homeostasis; regulation of establishment of cell polarity. Gene Ontology annotation, molecular function: protein binding. The record is from RefSeq and is a predicted model, not a curated record. Bases 424 to 2634 code for a protein of 736 amino acids. The transcript is spliced from 17 exons.
AAAGCUAAGGCCUUUGAAGAUCUGGAAUCCCCUAGUUUGGGGAGGGGGUGAGGUGUGUAUGGCGCUGAGCUGGGAGGAGAGGGAAGGCCAAUAAAGAGCUUGUGGACAAGAGGCUCUCCGAGUCCAGAGAUCAGAGCUCUCGAGGCGCGGGGUGCGGAGGGCGGCCGAACACGCCGGGCGGCUUCUGGUGGCGACCGACUGUUUUCCUGUCACAGGAAGUUGGGCCUGGCCGCUGGGAAAGUGAAGGGAAGGAGAAAUGAGAAAGCGGUGACGGUCCCCCGCCCCCCAGGUGACUGUCCCACCCACUGAAUUGAAUGUAGUGGCCCGGGAGGUCCUCGGCCCCCCACACGGGUGAGACGAGGAGGAGCACGAUUCAGACUCCAGCGAGAGAAGCGGAAAGGGAUUUCUUUGUUUUAUAAAGCAAUGGGAAAUCCAGAAAACAUAGAAGAUGCGUACGUUGCUGUUAUUCGGCCAAAGAAUGCUGCCAGUCUCAAUUCUCGGGAAUACAGAGCUAAGUCAUAUGAAAUUUUGUUGCAUGAAGUUCCCAUUGAAGGACAGAAAAAAAAGAGAAAGAAGGUUUUGUUGGAAACUAAACUUCAGGGCAACAGUGAAAUAACACAAGGCAUAUUGGAUUAUGUAGUAGAAACCACCAAACCAAUGUCUCCUGCAAACCAGGGUAUCAGAGGAAAACGAGUGGUACUAAUGAAGAAAUUUCCUCUGGAUGGGGAGAAGAUGGGCAGAGAAGCGGCAUUAUUUAUUGUUCCAUCAGUUGUCAAAGAUAAUACUAAAUAUACGUAUACUCCAGGAUGCCCAAUUUUUUACUGCUUACAAGAUAUUAUGCGAGUCUGUAGUGAAUCCAGCACUCACUUUGCUGCACUUACAGCAAGAAUGUUAAUAGCCUUGGAUAAGUGGUUAGAUGAACGUCAUGCACAAUCUCACUUUAUUCCGGCUUUAUUCCGACCUUCUCCUCUUGAGCGGAUAAAAACUAAUGUUAUAAACCCUGCAUAUGCUACUGAAUCAGGUCAGACAGAAAACUCACUACAUAUGGGCUAUAGUGCACUAGAAAUAAAGAGUAAAAUGUUAGCCCUAGAGAAAGCAGAUACCUGUAUUUACAACCCUUUGUUUGGAUCAGAUCUUCAAUAUACAAACCGGGUAGAUAAAGUGGUAAUAAAUCCAUACUUUGGUCUAGGAGCUCCAGACUACUCAAAAAUCCAAAUUCCCAAACAGGAAAAAUGGCAGAGAAGCAUGAGCAGUGUCACAGAAGACAAGGAACGACAGUGGGUAGAUGAUUUUCCUCUCCAUCGAAGUGCCUGUGAAGGAGAUUCGGAAUUAUUAAGCCGACUUCUCAAUGAAAGAUUUUCAGUCAACCAAUUAGAUAGUGACCACUGGGCACCCAUUCAUUAUGCAUGCUGGUAUGGAAAAGUUGAAGCCACUCGCAUAUUGUUAGAGAAGGGAAAGUGCAAUCCAAACCUUUUAAAUGGACAACUUAGUUCUCCUCUUCAUUUUGCUGCUGGAGGAGGACAUGCUGAAAUAGUACAGAUUCUCCUAAACCAUCCAGAAGUUGACAGACACAUAACAGACCAACAAGGAAGAUCUCCUUUAAAUAUUUGUGAAGAAAACAAACAAAAUAAUUGGGAAGAAGCUGCAAAAUUGUUGAAGGAAGCCAUUAACAAACCAUAUGAAAAAGUUCGAAUAUACAGAAUGGAUGGAUCAUACCGUUCUGUUGAACUGAAGCAUGGAAAUAAUACCUCAGUGCAGCAGAUAAUGGAAGGAAUGCGUCUCUCUCAAGAAACACAGCAAUAUUUCACUAUUUGGAUCUGUUCAGAAAAUCUCAGCCUUCAACUCAAGCCUUAUCAUAAACCAUUGCAACAUGUUCGUGACUGGCCAGAAAUACUUGCUGAAUUGACUAAUUUGGAUCCCCAAAGGGAGACACCACAGCUUUUCCUAAGAAGAGAUGUGAGACUUCCUUUGGAAGUUGAGAAAAAGAUUGAAGACCCAUUAGCUAUUCUUAUUCUCUUUGAUGAAGCCAGAUAUAAUUUAUUGAAGGGCUUUUAUACGGCUCCUGAUGCUAAACUGAUAACAUUGGCAAGUCUACUGUUGCAGAUAGUUUAUGGAAAUUAUGAGAGUAAGAAACACAAGCAAGGUUUCCUAAAUGAAGAAAAUCUAAAAUCCAUUGUACCUAUUACAAAAUUGAAAAGUAAGGCACCUCACUGGACAAACCGAAUACUUCAUGAAUACAAGAAUCUUAGUACAAGUGAAGGUGUCAGUAAAGAAAUGCAUCACCUACAGCGCAUGUUCUUACAGAAUUGUUGGGAAAUUCCUACAUAUGGAGCAGCUUUUUUCAUAGGACAGAUAUUUACAAAGGCAAGCCCCAGUAAUCAUAAAGUCAUCCCUGUGUAUGUAGGUGUGAAUAUAAAAGGACUUCAUCUUCUCAAUAUGGAAACUAAGGCUUUACUCAUCAGUCUUAAGUAUGGUUGUUUUAUGUGGCAGUUGGGAGAUGCUGAUACAUGUUUUCAGAUCCAUAGUAUGGAAUAUAAAAUGAGCUUUAUAGUACAUACAAAACAGAUUCCACAUAUAAGCAAUAUCAUGAUUAAAAAAAAAAAAAUGAAGCCCACGCACUGCAAUGAAGAGUAGCCCCCGCUGGCGGCAACUAGAGAAAGCCCGUGCGCAGCAACAAAGACCCAACGCGGCCAAAAAUAAAUAAAUUAAAAAAGAAUCUUUAGGGAAUUCCCUGGCGGUCUAGGGGUUAGGACUCUCGCUUCCAUUGCAGGGGGCAUGGGUUUGAUCCCUGGUGGGGGAACUAAGAUCCUGCAAGCAGCACCGUGUGGCCUAAAAACAAACAGAAAAACGAGAAAAGAAAAAGGGAUCCUUAAUAUCGCUAGAGAAAAACAGAUCAAUAUAUUUUAGAGCACAUUCAUUUAUGGAUUUUUUAAUGGGUAUCAUGAGAAAUAGGUGUUUAAAAUGCCUUUAAAUGUACACAAUAAAAAGGAAAGCAAAAGAAUCAGGGAAUUUAGAGCAACUGGAACUCCUACAUAGCAAUAGCAAUGCAAAAUGGCACAACCAUUUUCAAAAACAGUUUGGUAGUUUCUUCUAAGUUAAAUAUAUACCAACUGUAGGACCCAGUCAUUCCACUCCUAAGAAUUUAUCCAAGAAACAAAAACAUGUUCACAUAAAAAUUUGUAUGCAAAUAUUUAUAGCAUACAUUUCUCAUUUUUUCAUAAUUCAUAAUGAAAUGUAAUUACUCAUAACUGCCCCAAACUAGAAACAUGCCAAAUAUCCUUCAGUGGGUGAGUGAAUAAACAAACUCAGGUACAUCCAUACAAUGGAAUACUACUCAGUAACAAAAAAUAAACUGUUGAUGAACAAAAUGGAUGAAUUUCAAAUGCAUUAUGGUAACUGAAAGCCAGACUCAAAAGGUUACAUACUGUAGCAUUCCUUUUAGAUGACAUACUGGAAAAGGCAAAACUAUACAGUCAGAAAGCAAAUAAUGAUUAUCAGAGGUUAAGAAUGGGGGUGAGGGGAUGUGGGGAUAUAAAGGGGCAGCACAAACGAAUUUGGGGGAGUAAAAACUGUUCUAUAUCCUCAUCAUGAUUGACAAAUACUCGGUGUAUUUGUCAAAUCUCACAAAACUGUACAUCAGAAAGGAUUCUACAUAAAUUUUAAAAGUACAUUAAAGAAACGAAUCACAACUUGCUAUACAAGUGUUGAAAAUUUACCAAAAAUAUAUGUAGAUUUAAUGGAAAUAUAAGUCAGUAUUCAAAUUCUAAUAGUGAGUGGUCAAAGAAGAUUCACAGCUUAUACGUUCAGAAAUGCAGACAACUAUAAAAAGUGGAAAAAUACAAAUCUUUGCUAACAAAAAUGCAAAACAACCUUAUUAAAAUAGUUAAAAUAGUAUGAAAUAAUAAAACAACUAAUUACAUUAAUAAAAAUCAAUGACAACGCAGGAUUAAGACAACAUAUGAGAAUAUAUUCUGGGUAGUACUGAAAAUUGGUUUAAUCUGCUGCUAAAGCCAUCUGGGAAAUGUUUACUCUCCUUGACCUGAUGAUCCCACAUUGAGGACAAUCCAAGGAUGAGCCCACUAUCCCCACUUUCUCAUUUGCAGUGCUCUACUGGCACAAGUUCCCUUACUUGCCUAGGGAGUAAACCAUAUGUGAUGCAAUUCAACAGGGGAAAAAAGUAAUAGUUGUCUAACAUUACUGUAAAACUGGAAGAAAAUUGUACAGUUAAAAAUAAUAUAUACCUAAGGCAAUUGCUUUUAAAACAAGUCUCCACCAGAGCAUUCCAAAUGCUUUAGUUGUUACAGGAUCAUGUAAUAAUGCCAUUAACUCAAUUAUAUGAUCAAAUAAUGUAUGUAUAAUCUCAAACCAGUAGUCAGCGAAUCAUUUGUUGAUUUUGGAAUAUGUUAUGUUUUAAUAACAUGCCUUCCCAGUUAUAUUUUACAGAUGCUGAUAAUACUUGUUUGUAUUUACUGCAUACUAGUAGGGCAAUGAAAGGGAAAGAACCUAAAAUGGCAAGUCAUAUAUGGAUAGAAAAACAGAUAAAUUUUUCACUUAAUUCAAAUAUGCACCAUUUUUCCUUUCUGGAUUGUUGGCUUUCAAUUAAUUUUGAAUUUAGUUUCGUACAUAUAACCACUAGGAGGAAGAAAAGCCAAAUCUGGAUUUUUAAUUUAUUUCAGCCACUUCACUCACAAAUAAUUUACUGUAUAUAGUUAAAAGUUGGAUUUUAAUUAAUUUUAUCUGAACUUUGGCUUACUUGUUAAGUUACCUCCUAUCUUAAAAUACAUGGAUAUUCACACACCACUCAUUGUUUUAUAUUGUAUAACAGUUUAAAAGCAGGGUUUCACUAUGUGGUAUAAAGUUAAUUACAUUUUUCCCUCUUUCUUAGUCAUAAUCAUUGAAAUGGUAAAUAUAUCACUUCUCAUUUACAUUACUGUAUAAAUGAGGAAAGAUUCAGAAACAGACAUUUUCCAAGAUGGAUUAAAUACUAUUAUAGGAGUUACCACAACAAAAUGUUUUUGAAACUUAGCUUAUUUUCAAGUUCUAAACAAAAUUUGAGACAAUUCUUAGGUAGAAGUAAUCCCAGUCUGCUUUUUAAGGUGGAGUUUAAAUCACAAGUCAGAACCUUAGUAUUUAAAUUCCUUAAAAGAAACGGGAGGAGGGGGAUAAGAAAACUACCUGUAUUAUGAAGACCAAAGGUAAUAUAAAUUGCAAUAUUAAGAUUAAAAAGCUUUUUUCACCUCUACCUUAUGCUGAGUAAAGAAGGUAAGUAUACUAAUUAGUACUCUAAUGCUCUUGAUUAAACAAAUACCAGACCUCUGGAACACUAGCAAAUUAUAUGUAUUUCCAACAGUAUGAUAGGGACAUAAAAACAGACAUAUAUGUCAAUGGAAUAGAACAGAGAGCCCAGAAAUGAGCCCACACAUAUAUGGUCAGUUAAUUUAUGACAAAGGAGCCAAGAAUACACAUUGCGGAAGGGAUAGUCUCUUCAAUAAAUGGCGUUGGGAAAACUGGACAGCCAUAUACAAAACAAUGAAACUGGAUCACUAUCUUACACUGUACACCAAAACUAACUCAAAAUGAAUUAAAGACUUUAACUUAAGAUCUGAAACCAUAAAACUAGAUGAAAGCAUAGUGGGUAAGCUCCUUGAUAUACAUCUUUGUGAUGAUUUUUUGAAUUUGACACCAAAAAAUCACACACACACACACACACACACA